UAUAAAAUAGUAGCGUGGCGCGGUUGUUGUGGUCAAAAAUCUUGAACAAGGUCAAAGGGAUCCUGGAACCUGGACCCGGAGGAGAAUGAUAAACUCAUGUAAUGAGAUGAUCAAACAAGUCGAUGAGGUUGAUGAAACUGUUUCAGCCAAUAGUUCUGCUUCAAGCUUCACAAUGAAAACAAACCGAGAUGUUGAGGCUUUCUUGAGAACAACUACUCCUUUUGCUGACAAUAAACAUGCUGGGGAUACAAACCAAGUUGAAUGUUUGAUAUCAGCGCUACGAGAAACGCUUCUUACACAUCGCUGGAAGGAGGCCAGUGACGUUCUAAGUGUCCUGUCCCAUCAUUCAAUAUGGACAGUCCGUGACUACACGUGGAAGUGUGGUGCAGAGGUUGUCUUCAGUCAUCCAUCAUCUAAGCCUGAAGAUGUUGAAUUAUUCUUUAGGAAGGUUCAAACAUCAAAUUUCUAUCAUUGUAGACAGAAGCAGAUGGAAAAGGUUUUCCACCUCCUUCGGGAAAACAGACUUGAAGAAGCAUAUCAGGAAAUUCAGGAUAAGACUGGAAAAGCUGGCAUGAAAACAAAGUGGGAGGAAAUGUUGGAAAAGGAAUGGAAGAAAGUGAUAAUAGCAUAUACGGGACUUGUAGAAUUUGCACUUUGGACUCAAAAGAACCAAACUGAAAAUGGUGGGAGUAGUACAGAAGUAAACUUGUCUGAUAAACAUGGAGAGCUAGCAACCAACAACCUCAAGUCAAUUUUAGAUAGCCCUGGGAUCUGGGAUGUUUUUAUUACUUGUUAUGUAGAGUUGAGAAAGCAUUAUGAUGACGACGAUGAGUUGCAGUCAGUGCUGGUCAAGUACAACGAAGACAAUCCUGACAAUCCUAAUAGUUACGUGUACCUCUACCAAUACCUACAAUCCAUCGACAGUCCAUUGGAAAAGCAGCUUCCAGUUUUGGAGAAACUUGUUGAGAAAGUCCCCUCCAGUGAGCUUGUAUUGGAUCUCCACCAGUGCUUUCAUCUCAUUGGACGAAAAAGAAAAUCCAAAGCUGCUGAAUAUAAAAGGAGAUGCAUCACCAUCCUGUUUACCAUGCUAGACUAUGUAUGUUGGCAGAGUUCUUUAAAACCCUGGAAGUUAUUUUAUGAAGAUAUAAACAAAGCAAUUACAAGAAAUGACUCAAAUACUUUAGACACAAUUGAAGAUUGCUGGAAAUUAAGAAUAUCAUGGUGGCCUCAGUUUCAUUUUAGACAAGAUCAAGCAAUUGCUAUGGCAGCUGACAAUCCAGAGUUGGCAAAUAUCAAAGCCAUAAUAGCGGGUCUGUUCUUAGGAGAAGAUUAUGCAUAUGUGAAGGUGGUUUGCAAAAGGCUUCCAGAAAUGAAGGAAAACAUCCAAGAAAGGGUGCUGUCUGCUCAAAAAAGACUACAAAUAACGAUGUGAUGAGCAUGUCCUUAAACCCAAUCUGAUUGGUUGAAGUUGUGCUGUGUAGUUUAACCCAAUCUGAAUGGUUAAUGCUUCCUAUGGUCAUAGAAGCUGUUAUCGCAUCGAUGGUGGCUUUGACCCCCAAUCUUGUGGUCAGGUGUUUGAAACUAUCACUGUGCAAGGCACUUUAUCUACAUUUGUCUCUCUGUCUACCUAGGAGUAUAAAUGGGUACCUGGUAGGAUGUUGUGGCAUUGAUUGUUAUAGUUUCGUGGGCUGAGUACACAUGCAAGACUAUUCCCCAGGGAGUAAAGGAGGUUGCACUUAGUGCAGGUUUGCCGCUGUAUGUUUUCCAGUGACAAGGGCGGUAAUAACGCUCAGCGCCUUUUAUCAUUGAUUUGGAAUUGGCGCUAUAUAAACCGUUGGCAUUAUUAUAAUGACAACUUGUGUUUUAGAUUUACAACAAGUGUGAUUUAAUUAGCAUUGCUUUAAGAUUUAUUUAUUUAUUUUUUUGCUCUAAAAAUAAAAAUGUUUUUUAAUUAAUACAUUUGUUCCUAUCAGGGAGAGACAAUAACAAGGUACUGUUGAGCAGAAUUAUGAAUGCUGCCCUCUACUCAGCAAUGUGUGCUGUGUUAGCCUUACUGCCAGGAACAACAGGGUUUAGAGGGACAAAUUGGGAAAUUUUAGCAAUAGUGCUAGGCAAAUGUCCAAACUAUUUCAGGGAACAGGAUAAAUGGGACUUUAUGUGACUGCAUUGGAUAUACAAUAUAAUACGCAUGCUGUAAAUAUAUCUAUCGCUAUUUAUAAUGCGCACAUCAUUGGUGGCUCAAGAAAUUUACCGUUAGAGGGUCGGAACCAACAGACUGACUAUCACCUCAGUCAGGGUCCCGGAAUAAAAAUCCCUGGUGGGAAUUGUGGGUUGUGGUUUUACACUACAAUAUUAGGAAUUAGCAAUCGGAAUAACAUUGUUUGGCUAGGCAAUAUAAUAUUUUUGGUCCGAUGACCUUUUGGCAGCGGUUCCAGGCCACUGACCACAUACAUUGGAUAUUUUGUUGCACAUAUGCCAGUUGUGGCUGAAACCCAUUUAUUACUAUGUCAAACAUGUCUGGUUUGGCACUUUUCCAGUCAGAUGUUAUGAUUAUAGAUUUGGCAACAUUCCAAAUACAGCACUGAAAAACAAAAAAGUUUAAAUAUAUAUACUGUCUGCCAAAAAACAAUUUGAAAAACCGCAAAAAUUCAAUUACUGUACCAGUAAAUCUUCGAAGAAGAAAAAAAAGACCAAAGAAGUUAUUCCAACUUCCAACCAGAAACAGAAUUUUAAAAAUAGUUUUUGCUGAUUUACAAAGAUUUUACUACAAAAUCCAUUAAUAGAUUACCGGCCAGUUUAAGGGUCUAUGUAAAAGAAUACAGGAAAGAUAUUAUUUACAUUUUUUAUCAUUUAAAUAAUUAUCUUAAUAACUUAACUUAUUAUCUUAAUAAAUAUUCAAAAAUUAAGCAAUUCAAAUAUGAAAUUGAAUUUUCAAUUUUUUUUUUAGCUCAUGACAGACACAGUACAUUUUUAACAACACACAUGAAACUAAUAUACUUUCACACUGUCACUAUUUUGCAAAUAGUAACAAGUUGAUUUGUUACCAGGUUUGUGUAGUGCGAGUGCAAAUCCAUAUGAAACAAGCUCUGUCGAGGCCUGUUUUUUUUCUUCCAAGAUGUCCAGAGUUAUUUAGAGAAAAUACCUUCGUACUACCACCAGGCAAAGGAGAACAAACUUGUGUUGCACACUUGGCCUACCCUAGAUAUCUAGGCCUAAUGUGGUAUGUAAGCUGACUGGACUUGGAACUUUCAUUACCUGUUUAGUCUUUCACAUUUCCAAACAUCUCAAAACUUGUUUUUACAUAACAUCGCAUAGAGACUUUUUGUAUUUUGUGCUUAUAACCAUUAACAUUACUGCUAUCCUCCAAGAUUUCAAAUUAUUGUGUGUGUGCAACGAAUAAAAUAUCUCUGGAGAUAAUUUGUUACAAGUUUAAACAUUUUCUGUUAGUGUGAAAAGUGUAGUGUGUGUUGCACCAUAUAAAACAACUAUUAAAAUGGAUCACUGAAUAAACAUUAGUUUAAAAUCACUUUAUUUGCAAUAUGCAUUGUUAUAACCACCUUGCAACAUAUUCUCGUAUUGACAGUGUUCACUAACAAACUGCUCAUUUACUAAUAGUAUAUUAAUCAUUUCAUACACAAUUAUUAUUGUAUGAUUUAUUGACAACUGCACAGACUAUAUAAACAUAUUAAUUAUAUUACAGUACAUUACAUAGUAAAGUCUGUAUAUUACACCGUAAUGUAAACUUUUUGGAAUAAACUUGCCUAGAUUUCAAUAUUUUACAACAAAAUUGUUUCUAUUUACCAUUGAACAUUUGUUUGGAAUAAGCAAGGUUUCAGCUUUCAUAAGAUGCUAUAAUCACCAUUGUUAUCAGCAACUGGAACAUAGUGGUAGUUUGACCAGCAUCUGGAUUGGUGCAGAACCAAGGUGUAUCACCAUUAUGGUAUUUUUACCAGCACCUGUAUUGGUGCAUCACUAUUCUUGAUGGUAAUUUGACAUAUCUGGAUCAGUGGUGUAUUUAAGUCAUGAAAUGGUGAAGUGAGCAGCACUAGCUCGCAAAAUACGGCGAUAGACGUGAUUUUAAUCUACCUGACAUGAUUUUUUUUUUGUUUUAAUGGAAAUUUGACCAGCAAGUGGAUUGGUGUGAAACGAAGCUUUACCACCAUUCUUAAUGGUAUUUCAACCAGUGUCGCGAUCGGAAACCAAGAGUAGUUGAUAACUGCAUGAGAAACUUUGCUGACUGCAAAAAAUGUCCACUGGUAAAUAAUGUUGUUCUAAAUUAAAUUUACACUUGUUUGCAAAUUACAUAUGAAUAUCAAUAAACUAAAGUAUACAUAUCAAAAAGUUUCACAAACCCCGAUUAGUGUGGCAAACAUAAACGUGGUACUGUACUGUAAUUUGAUUCAAAUUUUAAUAUUAUAUGCUACAUCAACAGUACAGUACUAUAGUAUAUAGAGCAAUGCAAUUUAUUUUUAUUUUUUUUAGAGAUGUUUUUAACCUUUGAUAUUGCUAAACAUAUAUUUAUGAGAUGGCUAUUGUAAAAUGUUUUUUUAUUAUUAUAAUUGAUAUGACAAACCUGACAAUAAGAACUACUUUAUUAUUAUACAAUAUAUACAUUUUCUAUGAGGUUUUUUUUUUUACUAAAUAAUUAUGGUGAGGUGUAAUGGUCUAUAAACAGUAAAUAACAGCGAAGAAGCACUUACAGACUAGCUGAGGUUUUCAUCUCAAGAAGUGUACUGUGUAAUAUACGAAAAGCUAUAUUAAUAAAAAGCUCAAUUAGAUAA
This is a messenger RNA of Anneissia japonica, 4781 nucleotides long. Its product is annotated as TATA box-binding protein-associated factor RNA polymerase I subunit A-like. The transcript is spliced from 11 exons. Gene Ontology annotation, biological process: transcription by RNA polymerase I. NCBI's taxonomy places the organism in Eukaryota, Metazoa, Echinodermata, Crinoidea, Comatulida, Comatulidae. The coding region runs from base 86 to 1432 and encodes 448 amino acids. Gene Ontology annotation, cellular component: RNA polymerase I transcription regulator complex. The record is from RefSeq and is a predicted model, not a curated record.